CAAGUGGAUGAUAACGGAUGGUUGAUUUGUGGGGCGUUUUGCGAAAGAAUGCCCUUCCUUCAAGUGCGAGGGUUCGGGCUCUACCGCACAAUCUUACAAGGUCAGACACAAGAACCUGAGGAGGAAGAUGUGGACAUAUCCAUUCCAGGUGCUAGCAACAGAAAGGUGGCUGCCUUCAACGCCAGGAGAUUCUUUUUAGCUGUUUGUGCCGCAGUCGCAUUGUUGAUGGCGAUUGCAAGAGCGUGGUCAUGGAAGCAUAUGGGCUUGGUAAAACAUGAUCAGGAACCUAGCUUCUUGGACAAGUAUAACCACACCAUUGGCGAUGUAUGGAAAAACAAAUCAUCACUUUUCUGUUUCAUGGUCGUGCAGCCAGGGAUGGAGAUGGAAUUGGCAAAGUUUCAGUUCAAAAAGAGGACGGGCAUUUUUCAGUGUAACCACUGGGCCGUGUAUUCCGACGGUCCACCCAAAGCGAUCGUGCUGGGCGUGCACCAUGAUGGAACUGUGGAGAAGACAAUCCCUAUUCCAGGUCCUCCAGCGAUGAAAGGCAUGCAAACCUGCCUUGGUUGCGCAUCACCAAAGCCUUACAUCAUGAACGCGAAUGUGCUCAUGCGGGCCUGGGACAAGGCAGCGAAAGAUGGCAUUGCAGGACAGCAUGCCUGGAUCGUCAAGGUGGAUGCUGAUUCAAUGAUGAGUCCACAGCGGCUCGUUGAGCAGAUCAAAGAGCACGGGAAAUAUGAUGUACCAGAUCUGUGGCCAGGGAGGUUCUUCAAGAACUGCCAGAUCCUGAACUCAAUGCAAGGUCCAGUGGAGAUUCUUUCACGACAAGCCUUUUACAACUUUGUUGCAAACAAGUACAAAUGUUAUCAGAACAUGGAUUGGACUCACAUGGGUGAAGACAUCUUCACUCUUCAUUGUCUCCAACAGCUGGGAGUUUGGUCUACUCUCAUUCCUUCGAUGCUGCAUGACCAGUACUGCACCUACAGUGGUUUCCCCAACUGCUGGGAAAGCAAAGUCGCUGUGUUUCAUCCUUUAAAAAACUUGGAAGGGCAGGGAGACUGCUGGUGGAAGAUGAAUCAGAUCGAUGAGAAAGAGAGAAAGGCAAAGGAAGCUGCAGCUGCAGCCAUAGCAACCGCAGCCCCAAUAGCAACCGCAGCCCCAACGGCCGCGGCGCCCGCGGCCUCCACCACCACGGCUCCGGUGGCCAACACCUCGGCAAUGCCAGCCGGAGUGGCACGUGUGCAUCAUUUGUUUUUGACCAAGAAAAAUCCACAACGGCCAGCACCAGCUGAGAAGGCUUAGCCAAUGAGCCAAUGUGAUCCUGCAGUUCAGGCUUCUUUGAGUUGCCCUGAUGGCAGGAAGUUCCACCCCCUCAGCCUGAGGAGAGCGCUUUGCUACCACUUGAGCGAACAGGGCUUCCUACCUUCGCUCAACAGAACAUGUUGUUUUUGAUUGAGGCAUUGGUUUG
This is a messenger RNA of Durusdinium trenchii, 1465 nucleotides long. Lineage: Eukaryota; Dinophyceae; Suessiales; Symbiodiniaceae. The record is from the annotation of a GenBank genome assembly.